AUGACCGGCCUCCCCAAAGGCAUCAAAGCCAUCCUCACCAAGGCCCCCACCGACAUAGUCAUCCUCUCCUCCCUCCGCACCCCCAUCUGCCGCUCCUACCGCGGCCAGCUCAAGGAUGCCUACCCAGAAGAACUCCUCUCCGUCGUCCUCCGCGCCACCCUCGACCGCAACCCGCAACUUGACCCCUCCACCAUCGACGAUGUCGCCGUCGGCGUCGUCCUCAACGAGCUCGGCGGCUCCAAGGCCGCGCGCAUGGCGCUGAACCAUGUCCCCGGGUUCGAAACCACCAAGACCUCGCUGUACACCGUCAACCGGGCGUGUGCGUCUUCUCUGCAGAGUAUCGCGCUGGUUGCUGCGCAGAUUCGCACGGGGAUGAUCGAUGUGGGGAUUGGCGCUGGGAUGGAGAGUAUGACGCGGAAUUAUGGCUCCAAGGCGAUUCCUACGGAUCUGUGGCCGGCGUUGAAGGAGUCUACGGUGAAAGAGGCCAGGGAUUGUAUCAUGCCCAUGGGCCUGACAAGCGAAAACGUCGCGCAACGGUACGGUGUCUCCCGCGCAGACCAGGACGCGUUCGCGGUGGAAUCGCACCGGCGCGCGGCACGAGCACGGGAACAAGGGUGGUUUGAUCAGGAGAUUGUACCGGUAACGACGCAGUUCCAUGAUAUCGACAAGCAGGGGAACCGGCUGGAUCCUGAGGGUGCCGGGAAAACAAUCACCGUCACCCAAGACGACGGUAUCCGUCCCACGGCCACGCUGGAAGCCCUCGCUAAGCUCAAACCGGCCUUCCUCCCCGCCGAAGCCGGCGGCGCCAGCACGGCGGGGAACUCCAGCCAGGUGUCUGACGGCGCGGCUGCGACGCUUCUUAUGCGACGCAGCACGGCCACCCAGCUCGGGUUGGACUCGGCCAUCCUGGGGAAAUUCGUCGCGGCUGCUGUGGCAGGGUGUGCGCCUGAUGAGAUGGGGAUUGGGCCCGUCCUAGCAAUCCCGCGGGUCUUAUCCCAGCUCGGCCUCACACUCGAGGAAGGACGGGAAGUAGUGGACAGAUGGGAACUCAACGAGGCGUUUGCCAGCCAAGCGCUGUAUUGUGUGCGGGAAUUGGGGUUGGAGGGGGCGUUGGCGGAGGGGAAGGUGAACCCGGAUGGAGGGGCCAUUGCGUUGGGACAUCCUUUGGGUGCGACGGGGGCGAGGAUGGUGAGUACGUUGAUGCAUGGUCUGGGGAGGGGGGAUGGUGGUGGUGGGCAGGUUGGGGUGGUGAGUAUGUGUGUUGGUACGGGGAUGGGGAUGGCGGGGGUUUUUGUGAGGGAGUAA
Molecule: messenger RNA, 1305 nt
Organism: Dichotomopilus funicola
Lineage: Eukaryota; Fungi; Ascomycota; Sordariomycetes; Sordariales; Chaetomiaceae
Product: Thiolase, N-terminal domain-containing protein
Exons: 1
Coding region: 1-1305 (434 amino acids)
Biological process (GO): phenylacetate catabolic process; fatty acid beta-oxidation
Cellular component (GO): peroxisome
Molecular function (GO): acetyl-CoA C-acyltransferase activity
Source: RefSeq, a predicted model, not a curated record